Messenger RNA from Colletotrichum paranaense, 1101 nucleotides. RefSeq lists its product as uncharacterized. The record is from RefSeq and is a predicted model, not a curated record. NCBI's taxonomy places the organism in Eukaryota, Fungi, Ascomycota, Sordariomycetes, Glomerellales, Glomerellaceae. The coding region runs from base 1 to 1101 and encodes 366 amino acids. The transcript has 9 exons.
AUGUCCCAAGACAACGAACCAGUUUUGCUUGCCGUCGACCAAGAGGAGCCAGAGGACUCAGUUCAAGGUGACUCACAGUCGGAAAUUGGAAGUAGCGUGGCUUCGUCGAGCACCAGCCUUCGGGAGUCUAUUCUCGAAUAUCGACAGGAGAAUGGCAGGACCUACCAUCGGUACAAAGACGGAACGUACAUCAUUCCCAAUGACGAUAGAGAGCUAGAGAGACUGGAUUUGACCCAUUCAAUGUGGCUUCUUGUCACCGACAACAAUCUCGGUGUUGCUCCACCUUGCCAACCUGGUGCCAAGGUCGGACGAGUUCUCGAUGUGGGCACCGGCAGCGGUAUCUGGGCUCUUGACUUUGGAGACGAGCACCCAGAAUCCGAGGCAAGCAUUCCCCUAGCUCAUACUCUUACCGGACAUUACACCUUUGACUUGUCUCCGACACUGCCUGCAUAUGUACCUCCCAACGUUCGAUUCGAAGUCGACGAUGCUGAAGAUCCGUGGUUGUACUCGCGACCUUUCCAGUACAUUCACAGCAGAGUCAUCACUUCAGGCAUCAGCAGUUGGGCAAAGUAUCUGAAGAAGUGCUAUGAUAACCUUGAGCCCGGCGGUUGGGUCGAACUGCAAGAAAUCGACCUCGCCCCAACAUCCGACGACGGAACGCUCAAGCCCGAUUCUGCGCUGCUCAGGUGGGCAGACUUGCUUCAGGAGGCUUCCGAGAAAUUUGGACGCCCUUUUGCCAAGGUUCCUCCGCUGAAAGAUGUCAUGGUGGAGGCUGGCUUCAUCGACGUCCAGAUGACGGUGACCAAGUGGCCGAGCAACUCGUGGCCCAAGGACCACAAGUGGAAGGAAAUCGGUAUCUGGAACUGUGAGAACAUGCUCACUGGCCUCGAGGGGUUCUCCAUGGCCGCGUUGACCCGGGGCCAUGAGUGGACACGCGAGGAGGUCGAGGUCUUCCUCAUGGAAGUACGAAAGGACAUCAAGGACCGGACUAUUCACGCUUACUGGCCAGUGUACUACAUAACCGGACGCAGGCCGGAGAAGGAAGGUACUGCGCCUCCGGAGGAAGCUCCCACAGAAGCUGUGACUUCUGCGGAAACAUAG